AUGGCAAAGGAAGAGGAAUCAGCGGUGGGAGCGAGCCCAACCAAGGAGGAGCGCAAGGCGCUGAAGAAAGCGCGCAAGAAGGCCGCCAAAGCGGCUGCGGAGGCUGCUGCUGCCAUUGCUGCUACCCCCGCUACAGCUACUUCUAGCAAGAAGUCGAAGAAGAAACGCAAGGCUGAUGAAGCAGCCGGGGGGGGCGCGGCGGCGGCAGAGGGUGGAAACGAGGGCAACAAAGAGGAAUCGGCAACCAAGGUGAAAAAGUUGAAGAAGACGGCCACCGCCGCCGACAGCAGUGAACCCGGCAGCGGCAAGAAGAAGAAGAAGAAAAAGAAGAACAAGAGCAAGGACAAGUCGGCUCCCUCGUCCUCUGCCGCAGAAGAUUCCGUCGCCAGCGCUAGCGCGGCCGCUGCGGCGGCCGGCGGGGCGGCCACCGGGGCCGGGAGCAAGGUCCACAUCGAGGGGAUGAAGGUUACGCCGCUGAAAGACUUCGCUUCGUCCGGCAUGCCCGCGGAGGUCAUGAAGUACGUGACCCUAAGGGGCUGGGACAAGCCGACCCUGAUCCAGGCGCACUGCUGGCCGGUGCUAAACGCCGGCAGGGACGUGAUCGGCAUCGCCGAGACGGGCUCGGGGAAGACGUUGGGCUUCAGCCUUCCCGCGAUGUCCAAGAUCUUCAAGAAUAUGAAGGCGGGGAAAAAGAGCGAAGGCCCGUACAUGCUCGUGCUGGCGCCUACCCGAGAGCUGGCGCUGCAGAGCGCCGAGGUAAUCGCGGAGGCCGGGGGACACUGCGGAAUCAAGAGCGUCUGCGUGUACGGAGGCGUGCCGAAGCGCGACCAGAAGAUCGCUCUCGGGGGCGGGAGGGGGGGGGGGUGCGUCCAGGUGGUGGUGGCCACGCCGGGGCGGCUGAAAGAUCUGGUCGGUGAGGGUGCUUGCGACCUGUCGAAGGUGACGUCCUUGGUCCUAGACGAGGCAGACCGCAUGCUCGACCUGGGUUUCGAGCAGGACGUUCGCGACAUCAUCGGCUACUGCGCGGGGCCGUCGAAGCGGCAGACGGCCAUGUUCUCGGCAACGUGGCCUAAGUCCAUCCGCGACCUCGCCGCGGAGUUUCUCGCCGACCCUGUCAAGGUGACGGUGGGUGCCGACGACCUGACGGCCAACUACCGUGUGGAGCAGCACGUAGAGGUCGUUGAGGAACGGGAGCGGGACGGGAAGCUCCUCCGGCUGCUCGCCACGUGCCACAAGUCCAGGAAAAAUCGAGUGCUGGUGUUUGCCCUGUACAAGCGCGAGGCGGCGCGACUGGAGCAAUUCCUGCAGCGAAAUAACUUCGACGCCGUCGCGGUGCACGGGGACAAGGGGCAGGCGGACCGCGAGCGGGCGCUGGGACAGUUCAAGUCUAAGGAGCGACCUCUCAUGGUAGCGACGGAUGUGGCGGCGAGGGGUCUGGACAUCCCGGACGUGGAGUAUGUCAUCAACUACUCCUUCCCCCUCACAAUUGAGGACUACAUUCACCGGAUAGGCAGGACAGGCCGAGCGGGCAAGAAGGGGGUCUCGCACACAUACUUCCACCAGGGGGACAAGGCAAGGGCGGGGGAGCUGGUCAACGUCCUCCAGGACGCGAAUCAAUCUGUACCGGAGGCGUUGACGAAGUUCGGGACGCACGUGAAGAAGAAGGAGCACAAGCUCUAUGGGGCUUUCGCCAAGGAUGUGGACAUGGACCGCAAGGCCACAAAAACCACCUUCGAUGAUUCCGACGACGAAUGA
Ectocarpus siliculosus is the source of this 1755-nucleotide messenger RNA. The record is from the annotation of a GenBank genome assembly. Lineage: Eukaryota; Phaeophyceae; Ectocarpales; Ectocarpaceae.